UCCAAGCGAAGAUUGGCCGGCGUUCUUGCGUGCAGACGUUGCGCCGCGGGGUGGGGCUGGAGAUCUGCGUCGCCCCCGCCCCCCUUCCCGGGCUUCUCAGCCGAGUCGCCGUCGCCGCCGUCGCUGCCGCACGCAGCGCCCCUCCCCCUCGUCCCGUGCAGGCCGCGGCCGGGGCCUCUAGUGAAAAGCGCGGCCGCUUUCGGUCCCGCGGGAGCCGUCUCGAUCAGAAGCCCUGCGUACGUCGGGGAGAAGAUGGCGGCUUCGCCCCAGCCCAGCCCGUGGGAACCACUCGUGGCCAUGCUCGUGUCGGGGCCGCUGCUCCGGCUCCUCUUGCUCGCCCAGACCGCUCUGUUCCUACUGCCCGCCGCCGCCACCGCCGCUGCUCGGACGGGCCUCUGCCCCGCGCCCUGCUCCUGCCCUCUCCCGCUGCUCGACUGCAGCUGGAGGAAGCUGCUACCCGCGCUCGGCUGGAGGGCGCUUUCGGGCCCGCUGCCUCCCGGCGCCACCGGCCUGGAUUUGAGCCAUAAUCGAUUAUCUAACUGGAACAUCAGCUUGGAUUCAGAGGUGUUACAGGAAGUGAAAAUGAAUUAUAAUGAGUUAACAGAAAUUCCUUAUUUUGGAGAAUCAACUUCUAACAUCACUCUACUUUCAUUAGUACACAAUGUAAUUCCAGAAGUGAGUGCAGAACAGCUUCAGUUUUACCUUUCUUUGGAGACACUGGAUCUCAGCUCAAACAUUAUCUCAGAAAUCAAGACAUCUUCAUUUCCUAGAAUGCAACUGAAAUAUCUGAAUCUGAGCAAUAACAGGAUAGCUACCUUGGAAGCUGGUUGCUUUGAUAAUUUGUCCAGUUCUUUAGUAGUGGUCAAGUUAAAUAGAAACAGAAUUAGCAUGAUUCCACCCAAGAUCUUUAAGCUGCCUCAUCUUCAGUUUUUAGAACUUAAAAGAAACAGGAUUAAAACUGUGGAAAGUCUUACAUUCCAAGGGCUUGAUUCCUUAAAAUCUUUGAAAAUGCAGCGGAAUGGAAUUAGCAGACUUAUGGAUGGAGCUUUCUUUGGCUUAGUUAACAUGGAAGAAUUAGAACUGGAGCACAAUAACCUAAUAGAAGUGAACAAGGGCUGGCUCUAUGGCUUGAGGACAUUACAACAGCUCUAUGUCAGCCAGAAUGCUAUUGACAGAAUCAGUCCUGAUGCCUGGGAGUUCUGCCAGCAACUAUCUGAACUUGACUUAUCCUAUAAUCAUUUAACUCGCCUGGAUGAAACUGCCUUUGCGGGACUGAGCUUAUUGGAGAAGUUGAAUUUAGGGGACAACAGGGUCACUCACAUUGCUGAUGGGGUUUUUAAAGACCUUUCAAAUCUGCGGACAUUAGAUUUACGGAACAAUGAGAUCUCCUGGGCCAUAGAAGAUGCAAGUGAAGCAUUUGUAGGACUCAACAAACUCACUAAAUUAAUUUUACAAGGAAACCAUAUUAAGUCGGUUACAAAGAAGGCAUUUAUUGGUCUUGAAGCCCUUGAGCAUCUAGACUUAAACAAUAAUGCUAUAAUGUCUAUCCAAGAAAAUGCUUUCGCACAGACACAUCUGAAAGAACUGAUGUUGAACACCAGCAGUUUGCUCUGUGACUGCCAGCUGAGGUGGCUGCUGCAGUGGCUAGUGGACAAUCACUUAGAACAGGCUGUGAAUGUGAGUUGUGCUCACCCUGAAUGGCUAGCUGGGCAGAGCAUCCUCAACGUGGAUCCCAAAGACUUUGUCUGCGAUGAUUUUCCUAAGCCCCAGAUAAGGACACACCCAGAGACCACAAUUGCUUUAAAAGGAGUCAAUGUGACCCUUACGUGCACUGCGGUGAGCAGCAGUGACUCACCAAUGUCAACUGCAUGGAGAAAAGAUAGCGAAAUCUUGUAUGAUGCUGACAUUGAGAAUUUUGCUCGAUAUCGCCAGCAAGGUGGAGAAGCCUUGGAAUACACUACGGUUUUACAUCUUUUCAAUGUGAAUUUCACAGAUGAAGGAAAAUAUCAGUGCAUUGUUACUAAUCACUUUGGUUCUAAUUAUUCUCAUAAAGCCCGAUUAACUGUGAAUGAGCUGCCAUCAUUUCUGAAAACCCCAAUGGACUUAACCAUCCGUACCGGAGCCAUGGCCCGACUAGAGUGUGCUGCAGAGGGUCAUCCGGCUCCUCAGAUCUCCUGGCAGAAAGAUGGUGGCACAGACUUCCCUGCGGCCCGAGAGAGACGUAUGCACGUUAUGCCCGAGGAUGAUGUCUUCUUCAUUGCCAACGUGAAGAUAGAAGACAUGGGAAUCUAUAGCUGCAUGGCCCAAAACAUUGCAGGCGGUCUCUCGGCAAAUGCUACCUUAACUGUGUUAGAAACACCUUCUUUCAUCAGACCUCUAGAGGAUAGAACUGUAACCCGAGGGGAGACCGCUGUCUUGCAGUGCAUCGCUGGAGGAAGUCCAGCUCCUCGCCUCAACUGGACAAAAGACGACGGUCCUCUGAUGGUGACGGAAAGACACUUCUUUGCGGCAGCCAAUCAGCUUCUCAUCAUUGUAGAUGCUGGGCUGGAAGACGCUGGGAAGUACACGUGCAUCAUGUCCAACACCCUGGGCACGGAACGGGGUCACAUCUACCUAAACGUCAUCUCCUCCUCCAAUUGCGAUUCGGCACAAAGCAGUGUUGGACACGAAGAUGACGGCUGGACGACCGUCGGGAUUGUCAUCAUCGUGGUGGUGUGCUGUGUCGUGGGCACCUCUCUGAUCUGGGUCAUCGUCAUUUACCACAUGAGGAGGAAGAGUGAGGACUACAGCAUCACGAAUACAGAAGAGCUGAAUCUGCCUGCUGACAUCCCCAGCUACCUGUCUUCUCAGGGAACGCUGUCUGAACCGCAGGAGGGCUACAGCAACUCGGAGGCCGGGAGUCACCAGCAGCUCAUGCCGCCUGGAAAUGGAUUCAUGCAUAAAGGCCCAGAAGGUGGCAGCAGCAGCCGGGUGAUUUGCUCGGAUUGUUAUGACAAUGCCAACAUAUACUCCAGGACCAGAGAAUAUUGUCCAUACACCUACAUCACCGAGGAGGACGGGCUGGACCAGACGCUGUCCAGUCUCAUGGUCCAGAUGCCCCAGGAGGCUUGUUUGGCACAUCCUUCCCCAGAAGCUGUGGCUGUGGAUACCUUGACAUCUUCAGGAGACAGAGACAUGUCUGUCUACCUCACCAACCAUGACAGGAUAAAUGAGAAGGCACUUGUAUCCUCCACACAAAUGAGCAAUGAAACAUCACAGCGGCCUUUAUGGGGCAUAAACAAAGAAUUAGGACUUCCACAAUCUCACUUUUCCCAGCAGCCAGUCCUUGAAUCACCACGACUUCUCCAAAAUGAGAACCUGACAGAAAGUGAUGAAGACCAUUCUGCUUCCCCCAGACCCUGUCACAGGCUACAAGGUCACUCCUUUGAUUUCAGCAGGACUCAGAACAUACAAGAUGGCAGUGAAGCUACAUGAAAAAUGCUCCACUCAGACUGGCAUGUGGGCACACACUCCAAUCCCCAAUUGUGUAUGUACUACCUCAGAGCUCAGAGGAAACCCCAAGGUUCACCUUUGCUUUCCUGUCAUGUUUACAAGUAUAACUGAGGGGACCAAGAGAGCUGGUCACUAAAGAGAAUGGAGGAGUCCAGUUUACUUCUCUCUUAGGUUGCAUCAGACCGAGAGAAGGCCUAGGUAUGUGACUAGUACAACAAUCAUUUCUUCUGGACCCAGCAAGAUGUGUCCAGUUUUGCAGUUGAAAGAGUUUGGAAGAAUGAAAUUGCUGCUUACUAUGUGGAGAGCUUGGCUAAUUUACUUGGUCUUCUGAGAAGCCCUUCUAAAAGUGCACAUCAAGUUUUUAUGUAACCGUAAGCCUGACUUUGAGCUGGUGCUUUCUUUUUCAUGGCAACAAACAAGAAUCACAUCCUUGUUUUGGCAAACUGGUACCAAGUUUAGGUCUUUGCGUUGUUAAGUUUUCUGUCCCUGUUCAGACCAGGACAGAAGGUGUAAAUACAUUUUCACUUAUAAAUAUUUUUUGUAUUCACUUCAUGUAAAAUUCCAGUUUAAUGUAAAUAUUUUUUUAUUAUGCCAAAUUAUGUAAUAUUCUGUUAUUUUGACAGCUGCUUUAACAGACCAGUAAUGGAUUUUGUAGAACUUGGAAAAUUUAAAGAAAUUGCAUUGAAAACUUCUUAGUAAUUAAGAAGUCAAGUCUGUGUGUGUAAGCAGGGUACCUCAUAAUUUACACAUAGAUGGCUAUCCUGGUAUAACUUAACACUUUUUUGUAUUCUUUUCAUUGGCAGAGAUUCACAAUUUUCUUCUAUAGACAGAUUGUUUGUCCUCAGUUACUGCCUUUUGCUUUGUAAACCUCAGGUGGCACUGUGCUUUUGAUCCAAAAAGACUUGUCCUGUUCUACUAGCCAUAUAUAUAUGGGGUUGAGGGAACAACCUAUUUUACCAAAGACAUUUCUUUCAAAAUAAAUAGAGAAUGUUUUUUUAAAAAAAAAAAAGUAUACUACACAGAGAUAAAACUUUGUCUUGGGUGAAGAGGAAAGUACAAUACAAAAAAGCUGUAGAAGGAGAAGCUCUUGCUCUAUGAGGUCUUUAACUUAGUGUUUAUGUAAAUGAUAUUUAAGGCAGAUUAACUUUUCCUACAAAUAAUAAUUCUGAUUACUAAAGAUAUUGUUUGUAAGGUGACUCUCAAUGGGCAAAGAAUAUUAUGUUGUGAAUUUCUUUUCCUUAUAGCCUCUGAAUCUCUUCUUAUGGUCAAGUUCAGUAUCAAACCCAAUAAUGGCUUGAACCAUUUAAUGGGAUGUCAGUUAUUAAUUAUUUUACUAAAAUUUUCUUGUUUAAUAUGCUUCUCAAGAGGAUCUAGAUUUAAAAAAAAAAAAAAAAAGAUCUAGGUUUUCAUAAAAAUUUCCAAGCUGUCCACCAGAAAUUUUAGCUAUGUUUCAUUGGUUGAUUUAAUUCUUAUAUUUUUCUUACCCACCAGCACUUUCUUGAUUGGAUACUAUCUUUCCCUUGUUUAUUUUUUUUCUUCUCUAAAACACUACCAAAUGGAUCCUUUCACUUAGAAUCACCUCUCAAAAAACUGUCUUCAUUUAAACACUUUUGAAAGAUAGCUCUACUUCUUAUUUGUCUCUCUCUUGUUAUAAUAUGAGCCAUUUUGAAAGACUCCUUUCCUGAUCCAAGAUCGACCAACACUACAUGAAGAAAAGCAGCUUUUCACAGAAUAACUUUAAGGUUAGAACAAAGGAAAAGAUUUUGUCAGCUCCUUGUACCAACAUCCCUGACUCACUUCCUCUAUGGCAAGAAUGAUAGCAUGGUAACAAGCUGUUCCUUGUUAACCAAAGUGAUAGCACAUGGCUUGGCCACUGUUUAUUUCUGUUCUAUAAUUUACCCACUCACUACUGUCUCAAGAAUUAUCUAUACUUCUCCAGUCAGCAGUUCAUUCCUCCCAUUAGGAGGGCACCUUCUAACUAGUCAGCCUAAAGUGUUUGCAUUCUCUUCCUGGGAUCCUUAGGAUCCUUCAGUAAUUUUUUUUAAGUGAAGAUUUUUAUAUUUCGAUAUUUUUUCAAUUAUGAUGCCUA
Molecule: messenger RNA, 5581 nt
Organism: Sarcophilus harrisii (Tasmanian devil)
Lineage: Eukaryota; Metazoa; Chordata; Mammalia; Dasyuromorphia; Dasyuridae
Gene: LRIG2
Product: leucine rich repeats and immunoglobulin like domains 2
Exons: 18
Coding region: 253-3474 (1073 amino acids)
Molecular function (GO): protein binding
Source: RefSeq, a predicted model, not a curated record